Podospora anserina S mat+ is the source of this 882-nucleotide messenger RNA. RefSeq lists its product as uncharacterized. The transcript has a single exon. The record is from RefSeq and is a predicted model, not a curated record. Gene Ontology annotation, cellular component: cytosol; nucleus. NCBI's taxonomy places the organism in Eukaryota, Fungi, Ascomycota, Sordariomycetes, Sordariales, Podosporaceae. The annotation marks the transcript as partial.
AUGACUAUUCUAGAAUCCCCCCAUUCUAUCGUGAAGACGGUACCCCACAGCAGGCCUCUCAAACUCGCCAUCCUGCUCAACUCGUACCGUUCACCCUUCAUCCACGAGAUUAGGGACUCGUACAUUCGCUCCCUCUCCCAGGUCACCCACCACCCGGACACUCAACUCUCUUUUUUCUACCCGGCCGAUAACUACAAGCAGGAGAACGACCUGCCUGAUUUGAGCCGGGACAACUACGACUUGAUCGUCAUCGGGGGCGGAAACGCCGACCCGAGGAAGAGGCACGCGUGGAUCUUGAGGGUUCACAAGUUCAUUCUUGACACGGUCAAGAACUACCCGCGGCAGAAAAUUUGCGGGAUAUGCUGGGGACACCAGACGAUUGGGAUGCUGUUUGGUGGCGAGGUGAUUGAUCUGGAACAUCCCGAGCUGGGGGUGACCGAGGCGGCUCUAACGCCGCUGGGGCAGAAGUUUUUCGGUUCGAGGGAUCAUCACCAUCAUCAUCAACAGCAGCACCGGGCCAGCACCUCGCAUGGAAAGGUGGGGAAGAAGGUUUUGAGUCUUCAGCAGCAUCACCGUCGCGCGCUUGGCACGACACCAAAGGGGUUUCACGAAUUGUUGGUUGACAACCAGGCUUUUGUCAGCCAGAAUAACGCGAUUCUGACCUUUCAGGGUCAUCCUGAAAAGGAUGCUCGGUGUGCCAAGUUGAGGGUGGGGGAUGCGGUUAGGUGGUAUAGUCUUGGGAAGAACAGUGUGAGCGAAGGGGAGAUCGGGUCGUCAGAGUCUGAAGAGGAAGAAAGGGUGACGAUGUUGGGGAAGAUCCAGAGGGAUAUGGAAAGGCAGCACGAUGGAGUGGAGGUUUGGGGCAGGGUGUUGGAUUGGGUU